ACGCGCCGCUGCCCGAGAACCAUGCGUGCUGCUGCUCUCCUGGCCCUGGCCCUGCUGGGCAGUGCCCGCAGCUGUGCCAAAGGCACCUCGUACGAGGCGGGCAUCGUGUGCCGCAUCACCAAGCCUGCUCUCCUGGUGUUGAACCAGGAGACCACCAAGGUGGUCCAGACGGCCUUCCAGAGAGCCAGAUACCCAGACAUCAAGGGCGAGAGGGCUAUGAUGCUCCUUGGCCAAGUCAAGUAUGGUCUGCACAACAUUCAGAUCAGCCACCUGUCCAUUGCCAGCAGCCAGGUGGAGUUAGUGGAAGCCAAGUCCAUCGACAUCUCUAUCCAGAAUGUGUCUGUGAUCUUCAAGGGGACCCUGAGCUAUGGCUACAUAGGUGCAUGGGGGUUGAGCAUUGAUCAGUAUGUCGACUUCGAGAUUGACUCUGCCAUUGACCUCCAAAUCAGCACACAGCUGACCUGCGACUCUGGCAGUGUGCGGACCACUGCUCCCGACUGCCACCUGACUUUCCAUAAGCUGCUCCUGCAUCUCCAAGGGGAGCGUGAACCUGGGUGGAUCAAGCAGCUCUUCACCAACUUCCUCUCCUUCACCCUGAAGCUGGUCCUGAAGGGACAGAUCUGCAAAGAGAUCAACGUCCUCUCCAACAUCAUGGCCGACUUUGUCCAGACGAGGGCUGCCCACAUCCUCUCAGAUGGAGAUAUCGGGGUGGACAUCUCCCUGACGGGAUCACCAGUCAUCACAGCCACCUAUCUGGAGUCCCAUCACAAGGGCCAUUCCAUCCACAAGAACGUCUCGGAGGACCUCUCCCUCCCCACCUUCUCGCCCGCACUGCUGGGGGACUCACGCAUGCUGUACUUCUGGUUCUCUGAGCAAGUCCUCGACUCCCUGGCCAAAGCUGCCUUCCAGGAUGGCCGCUUCACGCUCAGCCUGACAGGAGACGAGUUCAAGGCCGUGCUGGAGACCCAGGGCUUCGACACCCACCAGGAAAUCUUUCAGGAGCUUUUCAGUGGCUUCCCCAUCAACCAGGCCCAAGUUACCGUCCACUGCCUCAGGAGACCCAAGAUCUCCUGUCAAAACCAGGGCGUCGUGGUCAGUUCUUCUGUGACCGUGAAAUUCCUCUUCCCGCGCCCAGGCACGCAACGUUUCGUGGAUUACACUUUUGAAGAGGAUAUCAUCACUACUUCUUUUACUUAUUAUUCCUCUGUGCCUCUAUUUCCUCAUCUGUUAAAUGGGAUGAUAANACCGAAGACUGUUUCCAACCUGACUGAGAGCAGCUCCGAGUCUGUCCAGAGCUUCCUGCGGUCAAUGAUCACCACAGUGGGCAUUCCUGAGGUCAUGUCACGGCUCGAGGUGGUGUUUACAGCCUUAAUGAACAGCAAAGGCCUGGACCUCUUUGAAAUCAUCAACCCUGAGAUUAUCACUCGGGAUGGUUUCCUGCUGCUGCAGAUGGACUUUGGCUUCCCUGAACACCUGCUGGUGGAUUUCCUCCAGAGCUUAAACUAGAAGGCUCCAAAGAGGUCGGGAUGGAGCUUGAACCUGACUCACAGCAGGAACCCCAGUGUCUUCGUCCAUUGUGGUGGAGGUCA
Messenger RNA from Galeopterus variegatus (Sunda flying lemur), 1589 nucleotides. RefSeq names its product cholesteryl ester transfer protein, plasma (gene CETP). Gene Ontology annotation, molecular function: cholesterol transfer activity; cholesterol binding; triglyceride binding. Gene Ontology annotation, cellular component: high-density lipoprotein particle. The coding region runs from base 22 to 1506 and encodes 494 amino acids. Lineage: Eukaryota; Metazoa; Chordata; Mammalia; Dermoptera; Cynocephalidae. Gene Ontology annotation, biological process: triglyceride homeostasis; triglyceride metabolic process; triglyceride transport. The record is from RefSeq and is a predicted model, not a curated record. The transcript is spliced from 16 exons.